GCUCGUACUUCCCACACAGAACUUCUGGAUUUAAAACCACUCCCUGUGACCUCGCUUGGGAACAAUAUUUAUGAAGGCUUGUACAACUUCUCACAUUUUAAUCCUAUACAAACACAGAUUUUUCAUGUUCUCUAUCACACAGACAACAAUGUUCUUUUAGGAGCUCCCACUGGUAGUGGGAAAACUAUAUCUGCUGAACUUGCUAUGCUUCACCUCUUCAAUACCCAGCCUGAUAUGAAGGUAAUUUACAUAGCACCGUUGAAGGCUAUUGUACGAGAAAGGAUGCAUGAUUGGAGAAAGCGUCUUGUCUCUCAGCUUGGGAAAAAAAUGGUUGAAAUGACUGGAGAUUAUACUCCAGAUUUAAUGGCCCUCUUGUCAGCAGACAUCAUUAUAUCUACCCCUGAGAAGUGGGAUGGUAUCAGUCGAAAUUGGCAUAGCCGAAGCUAUGUAACAAAGGUUGGGCUUAUGAUUUUGGAUGAGAUUCACUUACUUGGAGCUGAUCGUGGACCCAUCCUUGAGGUUAUUGUUUCGAGGAUGAGAUACAUAUCAUCCCAAACAGAACGGGCAGUGCGUUUCGUAGGCCUUUCUACUGCUUUGGCAAAUGCAGGUGAUUUGGCUGAUUGGUUAGGAGUUGGUGAAAUUGGACUCUUCAACUUCAAGCCAAGUGUGAGGCCUGUGCCUCUGGAAGUACAUAUUCAGGGAUAUCCUGGAAAGUACUAUUGCCCAAGGAUGAAUAGCAUGAAUAAACCAGCAUAUGCUGCUAUAUGCACACAUUCACCUACAAAACCAGUGCUAAUUUUUGUUUCCUCUCGUCGCCAGACUAGGCUUACUGCACUUGACCUUAUUCAGUUUGCAGCUGCAGAUGAAUAUCCAAGGCAGUUUCUGAGUAUGACAGAUGAAACACUGCAGAUGGUUCUCUCUCAGGUCACUGAUCAGAACCUGAGGCACACCUUACAAUUUGGCAUUGGGUUACAUCAUGCAGGAUUAAAUGAUAAAGACAGGUCCCUUGUUGAGGAACUCUUUGCAAACAACAAGAUCCAGGUGUUGGUAUGUACAAGUACACUUGCUUGGGGCGUGAAUCUUCCUGCUCAUCUGGUUAUUAUCAAGGGAACUGAAUACUAUGAUGGAAAGACAAAGAGAUAUGUUGAUUUUCCUAUCACAGAUAUUUUGCAAAUGAUGGGUCGUGCAGGCCGCCCACAGUAUGAUCAACAUGGAAAAGCUGUCAUUCUUGUCCAUGAACCAAAAAAGAGCUUCUAUAAAAAGUUUUUGUACGAACCAUUUCCUGUUGAAAGCAGUCUGAAGGAGCAGUUGCAUGAUCACCUCAAUGCAGAGAUAGUUACUGGCACAAUUUGCCAUAAAGAGGAUGCAAUGCAUUAUAUUACAUGGACAUACUUGUUCCGUCGAUUGAUGGUUAAUCCAGCCUACUAUGGUCUAGAGAGUGCAGAACCUGAAACUCUGAGUUCAUACUUAUCCAGAUUAGUGCAGAACACAUUUGAGGAUCUGGAAGAUAGUGGAUGCAUCAAGAUGAACGAAGACAAUGUGGAAUCUAUGAUGUUGGGCAUGAUAGCAUCACAGUAUUACCUCAGCUACAUGACUUUAUCAAUGUUUGGAUCAAAUAUAGGACCAGAUACAUCUCUUGAAGUGUUUUUGCAUAUUUUAUCUGGUGCAUCUGAAUAUGAUGAACUUCCUGUGAGACACAACGAGGAAAACUAUAAUGAAGCAUUGUCUGGGAGAGUUCGGUAUAUGGUGGACAAGAGCCGCUUGGAUGAUCCCCAUGUCAAAGCAAAUCUGCUAUUUCAGGCACAUUUUUCCCAGUUGGAGUUGCCAAUCAGUGAUUAUACAACAGAUUUGAAGUCAGUGUUGGAUCAAAGCAUUCGCAUAAUACAGGCCAUGAUAGAUAUUUGUGCUAACAGUGGAUGGCUUCUAAGCUCAAUUACUUGCAUGCAUCUUUUGCAAAUGGUCAUGCAGGGUUUGUGGUUUGAUAAAGAUUCUUCCCUGUGGAUGUUGCCCUGCAUGAAUGCUGAUCUUGUAGCCUCAUUGAGCAAAAAAGGAAUCUCCAGUGUUCAGCAGCUAUUAGAUCUUCCCAAGGCAACUUUGCAGGCUAUGAUUGGAAAUGUUCUGGCUUCAAGAGUACAUCAGGAUUUACAGCAUUUUCCUUGCAUUAAGGUGAAGCUAAAAGUUCAGAAAAGGGACACUGAUGAUACAAAGUCUCUUUCCUUGAGCAUCAAAUUGGAGAAGACCAAUUCUAGGCAAAGCACAUCAAGGGCUUUUGCUCCUAGAUUCCCUAAGGUAAAAGAUGAAGCAUGGUGGUUAGUUCUUGGUAACACAUCCACCUCUGAAUUAUAUGCUCUGAAGAGAGUUUCUUUCUCUGAUCGCUUGGUUACUCAAAUGGAUUUACCAUCAUCCUUAAGUACUUUCCAGGGGAUAAAAUUGAUGUUGGUUUCUGAUUGUUACAUUGGUUUUGAACAAGAACAUUCAAUUGAAGAAAUAGCCAUGUCUCAAGAUAUUCGAAACAACAAUUGAAUUCUAGUUGAAGUUAAUUUUGGACCAAACGCAAUUAGUGGGGAUUCUUCUCAAGAGGCAUAUGCCCUUCAAAAGCCAACGUUCGACCUUAGCUUUAUCCUUGGUCCUUUAUUCAACCCACACAUCUCGGAGCUGAUGAUUGUUUUACCAACCUCUUCUUUAAUUUAUGUAUUUCAAUUUAGUGUAAGUUAACUUUCCAGAUAGUAAAUUGUGGUAUAUUAUCAUCAUGACUGUUCUGUUCUUCCUCGCUUACUUUUCAUCAAUUAAAACUUGCAUCUGUCAUCUAUCUCUGAUAUGUACCGUUCUAAUACAAUUACAUUACAACAGAAAAGAAAGGAACAGGCAUCUAUUUUUCGAA
Molecule: messenger RNA, 2881 nt
Organism: Jatropha curcas
Lineage: Eukaryota; Viridiplantae; Streptophyta; Magnoliopsida; Malpighiales; Euphorbiaceae
Source: RefSeq, a predicted model, not a curated record